Molecule: messenger RNA, 2076 nt
Organism: Corylus avellana
Lineage: Eukaryota; Viridiplantae; Streptophyta; Magnoliopsida; Fagales; Betulaceae
Product: tyrosine aminotransferase
Biological process (GO): biosynthetic process; L-tyrosine catabolic process
Molecular function (GO): pyridoxal phosphate binding; L-tyrosine:2-oxoglutarate transaminase activity
Source: RefSeq, a predicted model, not a curated record
CCGGCCAUGCCCAUCCGACCGUACCCACUGUCCACCGAUCAAGCCAUCCACGUGUAAUUCUGAACAUUUUCCUAAUCCAAACAAAAAGUCAUCUCAGAAACAAAAUCAGAAUCAGAAUCAGAUAUCCCGGCGGCCUAAAGCAUUAAUUACCAUAUAUAACAGGAAAUUUUUGAUAAAUCUUGAAGAAGAUACGUACCCAAGACCCAGAUGCUAAAGCCACAAAAUACCCACCUCGAAAACAGAGAAUUUUGAAUCAAACCGGGCGGAAUCGGCCUUCCGGCAGCCGCACGGUGAGGGAAUAAAACUGGGGGAGUGCCGCCUGCCGUAGUGGUUUCAAGAAUAAUUUCUUGGGGAGUUGUUUUCUGAAGAUGAUAAGGAAGAACAUUGCUCACCGGUGCGAGAGCUUGCUUGUCAAGAAAUGGCUACUCCAACUGCUAUUAAUAAAAUCCCGACGAGCCAACUCAACAAGCUGAUUCCCCCACCACAUCAAAACGAACCCAGAAGAUGGAAAACGGGUCGGCGAGAUGGGGUUUUCGUGGGAACGAAGAACUGAACGUGGCGUCGGGAACUACCAUCCGAGGCUCUCUGACGAACCUAAUGGAGAAUCUUGACAAAGAUGAUCCAAGGCCAACCGUGCCUCUCGGACACGGCGACCCCUCGGCGUUUCCGUUGUUUCGAGCCGCCACUGCAGCGGAAGACGCCAUUGUGGACGCUGUCCGCUCGGCUAAGUAUAAUGGCUACGCGCCGACGGUUGGGAUUCUGCCUGCAAGGAGGGCCAUAGCAGAUUAUCUGUCUCGUGAUCUUCCAUAUGCGUUGUCGCCGGAUGAUGUUUAUCUCACAACUGGAUGCAAACAGGCAAUUGAAAUAGUACUGACAGUCCUUGAUCGCCCGGGUGCCAACAUUCUGUUUCCAAGACCCUACUACCCUUUCUAUGAGGCAUAUGCUGCAUCUAAAUGUCUUGAAGUUCGUCAUUUUGAUCUUAAUCCAGAAAAGGGUUGGGAGGUUGAUCUUCAGAGCGUUGAAGUGCUUGCUGAUGAGAAUACUGUUGCCAUAGUCAUCUUAAACCCUGGAAAUCCUUGUGGAAGUGUCUAUACACACCAACAUUUGAAGAAGAUUGCAGAGACAGCAAGAAAGCUGCGCAUUCUGGUUGUUGCCGAUGAAGUUUAUCACCAUAUCACUUUCGGAACUAAACCGUUUGUGCCGAUGGGAGUAUUUGGAUCAAUAGUGCCUGUUAUCACACUAGGGUCUAUAUCGAAGAGAUAUAUCCUACCAGGUUGGCGACUUGGUUGGCUUGUGACAACUGAUCCUAAUGGCAUCCUUUGUAAAUUGGGGGUUGUGGAAUGUAUUACGGGCUGUCUCAAUAUGGCAUCUGAUCCACCAACAUUCAUUCAGGGAGCGGUUCCUCAUAUCCUUGAAAAAACUGGCGAAGAUUUCUUCUUAAAGGUUAUUGACAUCCUAAGGAAGGCUGCAUGCAUAUGCUAUGAUAGAAUUGAGGUGAUCCCCUGCAUUACUUGUCCAAAUAAACCAGAAGGAUCCAUGUUUGUGAUGGCCAAGUUAAGCGUGUCUUUAUUGGAAGACAUUAAUGAUGAUAUGGAGUUCUGUCUCAAGCUGGCUAAAGAGGAAUCAUUUAUUAUUUUACCAGGGUUGGCUGUUGGGAUGAAAAAUUGGCUGCGCAUCACUUUUGCAAUUGACCCUUCAGAUCUUGAAGAUGGCUUAGCGAGGAUUAAGGCAUUCUGCAAAAGGCAUGCCAAGAAACAAUAAGCUCAGGCUAGUUUCUCAUGGUGGUUUCCAUGAAUGUUGAAAAUAAUAAUAGUGAUAGGGUUUGUUAAUAAAGUUCACUCUUUGAAGUCUUGCUAAUCAAGCAAGACAUAAUGAAGAAGGGGUGGUGAUCUGCAACUUCCUGUUGCUUGAUCCCAUCAUGUUAUGUUAUUUUUGGUGAAGUGUAAUCAACAAUGUUGUGUUGUUGAUCCAUGCUUUUAUUUGAUUUCCUUGAACCAUAAAGGAGUCUUACAUGUUUUUGAACUCCAUGUGUACAAUGAUGUUUGAUUAUUUUAAUAGAAAAUAUUGUUCAUUUUA